Molecule: messenger RNA, 2511 nt
Organism: Durusdinium trenchii
Lineage: Eukaryota; Dinophyceae; Suessiales; Symbiodiniaceae
Source: the annotation of a GenBank genome assembly
UUAUUUUGCCGAUCGACCCCGAAUGGCCGGUGUUUACCAUGACGACACCGCCGCCGUUGCGCUUGGUCAUGAAGAGCUACGACAAGCUCUCGCAGAUAUCCAUGAAGGUCACUUGGAUAGAUGAAGAUGGUGAGGAGCAAAACUGGAGCUCAUGGGAUGAUGCUUUGUGCGGCCGCUGUGGCGCCACAAAGGUGCUGCCAGCACAGAGCAGAGAUAUUCAGGUGCGAUUCCGUGUGCAGCCUGGGGGCCGUAAGGUCCAGCAAGUGGAUCGGAAAAAUCGCUGUGCUUGGACCAGAGCUGGCGAAGAGGUAAUUCACUUGAGGUCUUAUGGGGACGAUUCUAAAGGCAUUGAUGCUUGGUUUGAGCUUCGAGGGCCCAUGACUCACUGCCAUGUGUGGCGGGCUUGGAAUGCUUGCAACACCGGUGCUCCUGAUCCAUGGGAGCACUGGCCAGACUUCCCUUCAGAUCGGGCAGCACCACCGCCUGCGACCUUGCAGGCGGCGGACACCGCUGCGCCUUGGCCAGGCAAUCAGGCUUCACCCAAGGGUGAAGACUACACCGUGCGAGUCACCGGCGCAAUGUCCAGGUUGGUGGCUGCAGCAGAGGUUCUCCUGGCAGUACGACGACGCACCUCAAGGGCCUUGGAAGAGCUCGACAACCAGCUGACAAAGCAGUGGUUUCGUGUGAAUUCCGGAAACACCGUUGCUGCUGGCUUGGCAGUGGCAUCAUUCGGCUCUUUGUUCGUGGCACCUCCGAUUGGUGUGGCUCUAGGGGCCACCAGUGCUGCUGCGGGUGUUAGCAGCGGUGCUGGAGAUGUGGUGGCAGAUGCAGAGAAGGGUCGCAAUUUGGCAAAGCUCAUGGAGGUUGACAUCACUGAAGAGUUGGCCUUCGACUCCAUCGAGUCUGAGCUUCGCUGUGCUCUUGCGAAGGCGGUGCAACGACAGCGUGGUGCCAGCCGUGGGGGGGCCGCCGCCACCACUGCCUUGGCUGCCUAUGCACAGACGGCGAAUUUGGUUUUGUUGCGGUCAGCAAAGUAUAUUGCUCUGAGCCAGGCUGGGGCCGAAAGCCUGGCCUUGGCAGGGCGUUUGCUCGGUGGCCUGGGUGCCGGCCUGGCUGUGGGUGUAGCUGCGCAUGGCUGGUCAACAACAAAACCCAUGCAGAAGUUGGUCAAGGAGAAGCUCAUCGAGAUCGAGAGAUCCAUGGAAUACUUGGAAGGCCUGAGGCAACAAAUGUCUGGUGCUUUGCGCUGCCCACUUUGCGAUGAACCCUUGGGCUUUGGGGCUAGGGAGCUGCGCCGCUGCUCCCGCUUUCAUUGUUUCCAUGCACAUUGUGUCCAGGAGGGCUGCCCAGAAUGCGAGGAACCCGUUGCAAGAGUCAAAUCCACUGACCAGCUGGGUGCGCUGCUAUGGCUUGCUGGGAUACGCGAUUUUUGUGCAUUGACAUUGGACUCAUUGGCGCCGCAACUCAAUCAUGCACGAGACUUGGUGCAGCGGCUCACAACGUCAGAGGAUGUUGGGCUCAUCAUGCAACGACGAGUGGACGAUGAGGAUGCGGAGAAUGACAGCCCCAAAAGCAGUGGUAGCCCUAAGAGGAGCGAUGAGGCCCCAGAGGAAGUGGCCGAAGCUCAUGAAGCAUGGCAACUUGCCAUGGAGGAGACCCACCUCUUGGAUGGCACCUGCCUGGCCAAGGUGGCAGUCGAGAAACUCCUCUUAGGUGAGCGAGCAGAUCAAUGCAGAUGUACCGCGCACAAGGCACAGCUUGGUGGCCGGCCGCCAUGCUGCACUUCGGCGUGUGCUGCACGCUGUGGGUGCUGCGAGGCCAGAGGUGGGCUACGCACAGGGGAUGAACCAACUGGCUGCGGUGUUUUUGAAGCUUGGCUUCGAGGAGGAGAAGGCUGUUCAUAUGAUGGAUGCCAUCAUGAAGGAUUUGCUACCGGGAUGUCAUCACCCAGACUUGCAUGGCCUCUUCAGAGACACCGGGGUAGCAGACAUUCUCAUACAGAGCUUUCUACCUCGCCAUGCUAUGGCUUUCGAGACCGCCGGGAUUCAGGUGAUAUGGUUCACUGUGGACUACUUCUUAACCCUUGGCUCCAACGCAACAUCGUUGCCAUUUAUUGCUGGGCUGUGGGAUCUUUGCUUUCUUUGGGGUCCACGUGCAUUGUUCAGCGGGUUCUUGGCAAUGUUGGACCUUUACUUCGAGAUUCCCAGAACUGAGGAGGAGCUGGAAGAUUCUGAGUUGCUGAUGAAAAAGUUCAAGGCUGCUCUCGCAGAGGCAUCGCCAGAUGGCUUCGCAGCACAAACUGCUGAGUUUCUGCACGAACGUCAGGGUGGAAUCUCUGAUGAGCUCAUUUCGACCCUACGAGAUCAAGUGACGAGCACCUAGGAGCUGAAGUCCAGGACUUUUCCAAAGCAGAAAGUCUUGAAUCAAGACCUGUGCUCAGGAUGAGUGUGCUCAAGAAAUGUUGCUCUUUUCAAGGGAAACUAUAAGUUGUUUGUACUAAGAGCUAAAGAG